Mucor velutinosus is the source of this 2010-nucleotide messenger RNA. RefSeq lists its product as uncharacterized. The record is from RefSeq and is a predicted model, not a curated record. Bases 1 to 2010 code for a protein of 669 amino acids. Gene Ontology annotation, molecular function: protein binding. The transcript is spliced from 5 exons. NCBI's taxonomy places the organism in Eukaryota, Fungi, Mucoromycota, Mucoromycetes, Mucorales, Mucoraceae.
AUGACCCACUUUAUAUCAGCCACUACAGCAUCCUCAUAUUCAUCAGCAUUUCCUCCUCUGCAAACGUUUCCAUGGGCAUUCUACAAACAAUCAUCGUUCCAUCAUGCAUCACCUACCUCGUCAGCUCCCUCCACACCAUCCUCACACCACCCACUGCACCUCUUUGCGGCACUAGCUCCGCCAAAGUAUCCCGCCUACCUCAAACAUACCACCUACGCCAGCCUGGCUACUGACCAAUUUCAACAUCUACAGCAAAAGAAGAAGCAAAGCACCAGCGACGACUACAAUAAGGAACUCGUUGAAAUGGACCUUCGUCUGCCUCAGUAUUGGAAUAUCAACGAUAAAUCACGCCAUUUGCAAAUUGGUUUGAAUGGCUAUGAACUAACCUAUCAUGCUCAUAUUCCAGGACCGGGUAAAAAAGAACUCACAGAGGCAGCAUCUAUUCGCACAAAUUUCCCAAUGAGGCCUCAGUGUGGUGUUUACUACUAUGAAAUCACCGUAGUCUCCAUGGGAAAGGAUGGCUUGUUUGCGGUAGGUCUCUGCAAUGCUGCCCACACAUUAGACAAACUGCCAGGCGCCAGUGUAGGUUCAGUUGGGUAUCAUGGCCAAAAUGGCCACACCUACAAGCAAAGCUCAAAGGGAACAGCCUAUGGUCCCACCUAUGGACAUAGCGAUGUCAUUGGAUGUGGCGUCAACUACUUUGAUGGCACCGUAUUCUUUACAAAGAAUGGUAUCUUGCUUGGACGUGCUUUUGACUCUAUUGAUCUAUUGUCUCAGGAGCUGUAUCCUUGCAUUGGACUCAGUACACAAGGCGAGAAGAUCACAGCAAACUUUGGGCACCAUGAGUUUGCGUUUGACAUUGUGCAGUACAUCAAAGACCAACAGAGAGCGACUAUUCACCAAGUGUGCCAUGUGUCUGCUGAAGCAUUGCCGCAAGAGAGAUACAAAAAUGACGUCCAAUUGCAGGUAGAUGCUAUGGUUCUCUCCUACUUGACGCAUCAAGGCUACAUAGGUACUGUCAAUGCCAUGAAAAAGAACAUGGACUAUGUCGGCAACACGCAGCCAGACUCACCUGCAAGCAAUGAUAGCCACUUGGAUCGAGACACAAGAAGCAGCAUUCGGAAAUCCAUCAUGGCAGGCCAUGUUGAUUUAGCCAUCCAAAAGACGGAGACCAUGUAUCCCAACCUGCUGGAAAGCAAUGCAGACCUCCUAUUUCAGUUGAAAACGCGCAAAUUCCUUGAUAUCCUGAUAGAUGAUCAUCGUUGUGAGCCACCUUCUUCUGUGCAAUCACUCUGCUCUGCGUCUGAUCCCAACAUCAGUGAUACGGAUGACGAUACAGUCAGUGUGCAGUCGGGAAGAAGCCGUGCUCAGAGCAUCAGCAGCAACGACAUUCAGCAUCAAAUACUCUACGAGGAACAGCCUGUAACAUUCGGUCAUCACAAUGCGCCUCCAUUGGUAUCACCACCGCUGCCUGUUGCCGCGUCGGGAAGACGCUUAAGUUGGGCUGCUAUUGCCGCUUCUCCCUCAACUGACUCGCAUCUAGAAGAGCACCUCACACUGCAGAGCAAUGGUGGUGCGAGAAGAAGACGCUUAUCCAGUGUGAGUAGUCAUCAUGGCCGUCGUAGCAGCUAUUGCAGCAAUGUAUCACUCAGCGAAGAUGACGAAACACCCAAAACCAUGAAAAAUGUGCGCAAAGCGAUGCAUUAUGGGCAGCAAUUGCAAGACGAGUACCAGCACACGAAAUACUGGAGUCAAUUGAUGGACCUGUUUACGCUGCUGUCAUUUGCAGACCCUACAUCAAGCCCAAUAAGCCAUUUGCUGGAUAUAUCUCGUCGAGACCUGGUCGCCUCUGAUUUAAACAAUGCCAUUCAAGCAUAUCAGCAUCAAGCCAACAAGUCGAAUCUGGAACUGGUCUUGAAGCAGGCCAUUGUGACAAGUAAAGAGCUUGCACUCUCUGGCCAUGGAGGAGCAUCCUUGAUUCACAUGCAAAGCCAAUUCACAUCCAAGUGA